AUGCCCGCAGAUGACAGAUCCAUCCACGAGGAAGAGUCCGUCUCACUAGGUACAGAGGAUGCUGUUGACGACACGGAGGAUCUUGAUGACGAAUAUGUUGAGAUUCAGAAGACCAUCUCCAACUCCCGUCGCCAAAAGGGCAAGGAUGUCGACAUAAAAGUCCAGGACAUUCUGCCAUUUCCCUUUCUACCGAACAUUCGACCAUUAACUGUCUCGGAUAUCGACAGCUGCGUUGCAUUAGAAAAUGCUGCAUUCGCCGAUCCGCAUCAUCGAUGCUCGCGUGAGAAGUUUGAAUACCGAUUGUCCAGCUGUCCUGAGCUUUGUAUGGGUAUUUUCUGCACAGUCUCGCCCGGGAGCGCCAAGGGUUGGGAAAUCGAGACAUGCCGCACAGCGAAACCGGUCGAAACUGGUCGAGAUGAUGGUUCGGUCAGUGUGCUAUUUGCCCACAUCGUUGGAACCAGAUGCUGUGGUGAGGUCGUUACGGAUAGUGACAUGGGCUACCCCAGCGACUUCCGCACCGCCAAGACAGGCAGUUCGAAUAUCGGCCACCUGGAAGAUGGUCGAACUGUUGCCAUCCACUCGUUGGCCGUUCAUCCUAAGCUUCAGGGUUGCGGACUAGGCAAACUUAUCAUGAAGGCAUACAUGCAGCAGAUCAACAACUCCGGCACAGCAGAUCGUAUUGCAUUGAUUGCACAGAGCUAUCUUGUGAACUACUAUAUACGUUUUGGUUUCGUUCACAGGGGUGAGAGCUCGGCUACAUUUGGAGGAGGAGGAUGGCAUGAUUUAAAUAUCACAUUGGCAGGCCCAGCGGGUCCGCCCAAGAAGUAG
Truncatella angustata is the source of this 828-nucleotide messenger RNA. RefSeq names its product polyamine acetyltransferase, variant. NCBI's taxonomy places the organism in Eukaryota, Fungi, Ascomycota, Sordariomycetes, Amphisphaeriales, Sporocadaceae. Gene Ontology annotation, cellular component: cytoplasm. Gene Ontology annotation, molecular function: aralkylamine N-acetyltransferase activity. Bases 1 to 828 code for a protein of 275 amino acids. The transcript has 4 exons. The record is from RefSeq and is a predicted model, not a curated record.